This is a messenger RNA of Adineta ricciae, 861 nucleotides long. Lineage: Eukaryota; Metazoa; Rotifera; Eurotatoria; Adinetida; Adinetidae. The record is from the annotation of a GenBank genome assembly.
AUGAAUUGGUUAUUUAUUACUCUUGUGAUUCUUUCUGCUGUUUCUAUUGGUCUUCGUGGGUCAACUUCAACAGUACAAACAACUAGAAACUCCAGUGCAGUAACUACCACAGUUCGUUCCACAACGCGGCCAACAUCUACCGCGACUCAGCCAACAUCUACCGCGACUCGGCCAACAUCUACGGCGACUCGGUCAACAUCUACCGCGACUCGGCCAACAUCUACCGCGACUCGGCCAACAUCUACGGCGACUCGGCCAACAUCUACCGCGACUCGGCCAACAUCUACCGCCACUCGGCCAACAUCUACCGCGACUCGGCCAACAUCUACCGCGACUCGGCCAGCAUCUACCACCAUUCGAUCAACAACUUCUAUAACCCGUCCGACGACCAGCACGACUUUCGUUACAAGUAGCACGACUCGUCCUUGGGUGAGCACAAGUCGUAGCACUUCAUUUCCCGUUUCUACUCGUACAACGUCCAGAAGUUCUACGAAGUUGACUAGUACUCGUCCCACAACGUAUUAUCCUUGGUCAAUCGAUUGUUAUUAUUGUAGUGCACUAAAUUGUCCAACACCUUUUAAUUCUAUGAGUGCAAGCGUUGAAUUGGAACACUCAAGAAAUGGAUGGUGUGUGAAAUCAAGUUCAAUUAAAUCUCAAGAAAGUUUUUACAGUCGUGGUGCUGAUUUAUAUAAUGUUUGCUCGGUAACUGGAUGUUCAUGGAAAACAGUUGGAGGAUUACGAACAUGGGUUUGUUGUUGUAAUAAAUCAUUAUGUAAUGGAGGUAUUUCAUUAUUACAAUCAAAUUCGAUAAUUAUUCUUCUAAGUUUAUCAAUUAUUUUUUCAUUAGAAAAGUUUCUUUAA